Cylicostephanus goldi is the source of this 329-nucleotide messenger RNA. The record is from the annotation of a GenBank genome assembly. Lineage: Eukaryota; Metazoa; Nematoda; Chromadorea; Rhabditida; Strongylidae.
AGCCACUCAGCAGCGAUAGCGUCGCGAUUUGAGCCGAAACCGAAGCCUUUCUACACUCCGUCCUCCACAACCACCUCGGCCACACCUCGCACCACAGCCACACCACGAUACUCGAAUGCAAGCAGUGAAGCCGCCAAAAUCGCAGCUCAGGUGGCAAGUCUCGGCCCAUCAGUAACAGCCCGAGCGUCGCGAUUUGACACCACCACGCGCGAUAGUGCGAGCAAAUAUCGCAGCGAAGCACGCGAUAUCAUCAACAAAUGGACGAGCCGAGAAAGGAAUAGUGGUGAGAUUAUCAAUGUCUUUGCUUGUGAUGUUGUGCCUAGAUAAUC